GGGAUAUUUGCAAAUGAAACCACUCCUUCGUUCUUCUCGCCUGGCGUUGUUGGGCGUGUCGAUGGCACGAUAACUCUUAAUGGAUCCCAGCCCAGUAUGGAAUACGUUUAUGGAUUGCUAUCUCAACUUUCUCAGACCAGCGAGCCAUCCCUGUUCGGCAUCCCAUCCUCGCUGACUACCCAAUCCAUGUCUGUCGAACCUCCGGUAGUGGCAGCAAGUGUCAUCGUCAAUUUCACCUACAACUCGAUUAAUUUCGUCCUCCCCCUCCAAGUGGACAUGUGGGUGGUAUUCGACGACGAUUUGAAGAUUUCUUCAUUCGACGUCGCGUUCCGGAAUCGGCCUGCCGCCUUCGACUACGUUCUUCCCAAACUCGUUCCAUGGAUAUCUCAGCAAAUCAACACAACUUUAACAUCCCAAAUAGAUAAUUCUUCCUUGGUGACCCAAUUUAUGGCUCAGGAUGUUUGCCAAGUAUCUUCGCAGUAUUGCACGGGCAAUAACCAACAGUAUGCCACCAUCGAUGCGUGCAUGCAGUAUCAGGCACUCCAACCCCCACCCAGUAGCUUUGCGUGGCAAUUAGGAGACAAGAAUAUCAUGUGCAGAUAUCUUCACAGGAACUUAGUCCCACUCAGGCCCCAGACUUAUUGUCCGGAGAUAGGUCCUAAUGGAACCAAUAUAUGCGUCUCCAGGGAUUAUGUUAAUGUUACAGCAUCUCCUUUCCAGCAAACACUCAUUGCUUGGAAAUCCUCCUUACGACCGGCAGAUAUUUCUGGCCUUUCCUCAGGGUCCCAAGAAGCUCUGGUCGCUCUAAGCACUGAACGAAUUUACCCCACCACUGUCGCAUGGUUCCCCAUAUCGAUGGUGGUAUAUUGGGUUAUUCUCUAUAUCUCAGCAAAACUUGUUCAAUCAGGAUUUGAACGGUACAGCACAGUGUAUCCCACGCUGUCAUUUGAAAACCAGCGGACUGCUAUUAUUUGUAGGUGUUGGAUUAGACUCUUUGCAUUUGGUGUUCUAAGCCCAGUGGUCCAGAUAUUUUGA
Messenger RNA from Cantharellus anzutake, 1035 nucleotides. RefSeq lists its product as uncharacterized. The transcript is spliced from 4 exons. Lineage: Eukaryota; Fungi; Basidiomycota; Agaricomycetes; Cantharellales; Hydnaceae. The record is from RefSeq and is a predicted model, not a curated record. The annotation marks the transcript as partial.